Molecule: messenger RNA, 1775 nt
Organism: Microstroma glucosiphilum
Lineage: Eukaryota; Fungi; Basidiomycota; Exobasidiomycetes; Microstromatales; Microstromataceae
Exons: 4
Coding region: 1-1653 (550 amino acids)
Biological process (GO): protein quality control for misfolded or incompletely synthesized proteins
Cellular component (GO): mitochondrion; cytoplasm
Molecular function (GO): ATP binding; ATP hydrolysis activity
Source: RefSeq, a predicted model, not a curated record
AUGGCGGCAUUCACUACCGGCAGGAUAUCUCUGUCCCGCCAUGCGCCUCUUGAUGCCAUUGCGUCCCGGUCUUCUUACCCCUCAGGAAGCCUGAGCCGUGGCUUCGCAACCGCCGUGACACGCCACCGGAUACGAGCCCUGCCUUCCUACCACAGUCAAUCUGGCAAUCAGGCACCUCAGAGGCGCUUACCAUUCUUGGCCAGCCCCUCGCACACGCGGAAGCUAUCUUCUGCCCACUCUCCGUCGUCGGCCAAGGGUCCCACUGCUCGCUACGAUGAGCUGGUAUCUACGAAGGUUCUUAGAGAUGAUGACCAUCAGCGCUCUAUCAUCGCCCUGCUCCAAUCCCUUCAUGACGAGUUGAAAGACUACGAGCCACCCGAUGCCAGAGCGCCCCUUGGCCACAAGCAUGAAGAGUCUCGCGGCCUUGUGAGUGGUGAUCAGUCAAGUGUCAAGAGGAGUGAAGACGAGACUCUGGAAAUCCCGGAUAAGGUGCCAAAAGGAUUGUAUCUCUUCGGAGAUGUUGGUACCGGCAAAAGUAUGCUUAUGGACCUCUUCUACGAGCAGCUUCCCGACAACAUCACCCACAAACGUCGGAUCCACUUCCAUCAGUUCAUGAUUGAUGCACACAAGCGCAUGCACACAUUCAAGGCCCUGACCCAUCGCCCCAGCGGCAUCGUGGUCGGAGCAUCGUCUGCCAUCAUGAGUGGUCUGUCUGCCGCCGGAAGCGAGGCGAGCAGAGCGUCCGGAGAUGAAGUGGACCCGAUACCUCACGUGGCCAUGGAAUUUGCCCAAGAAGCGACUGUGCUCUGCUUCGACGAGUUUCAGGUGACAGAUAUUGCCGAUGCUAUGAUUCUCAGGAGGCUACUGCAUCACAUGAUCGCACACGGAGUAGUGCUGGUUACUACAUCCAAUCGUCACCCAAAUGACCUCUACAAGAACGGCAUACAGCGCUCGAGCUUCAUACCCUGCAUUGAGCUGCUGAAGACCCGGACGAUCGUAAAGGACCUUAACUCGGGUACCGACUAUCGCAAAGUACCCCGAUCAUUGUCGAAAGUGUACUAUUCCUCGGUGGAGGAGAGCAGUAUGCGAGAGUUCGAGAAGCUGUUCGGAGCCUUUACAUCUGACCCUUCGGAUCCAGAGGUCGAUGACCGACAACUGAUGGUGUGGGGAAGAAAGGUCAAGGUGCCAACGUCUACCAGCAAAGUCGCUCGCUUUACCUUUCAAGAGCUGUGUGGCACGCCUCGCUCAGCGGCCGACUAUAUUGAGAUCUGCCGGACGUUCCCCACGAUCUUCAUUCACGACAUUCCCAAGAUGGGUCUAGAUCAGCGCGAGGUUGCACGGCGCUUCAUCACAUUUAUUGAUGCGGCCUACGAAAGCAAGCAGAAGAUCUUCCUGAGCAGCGAAGUUCCAAUUCUGCAGAUCUUUGGUGCCGGAGACAAAGGUCACAAGGGUGCAGAGACGAGUGAUGCAAUGAGGGAAGCUAUGGAUGCAUUGGGUAUGACGAUUGACCAACUGGGCGGCAACCCCAUCUUCAGCGGUGACGAGGAACUCUUUGCGUUUGCACGAAUGAUAUCGAGAUUGACAGAGAUGGGCACAACACAAUAUGCAGAGCUAGCAAGCGCCGGGCAUCAGGAGGCGCCACCGGAGAUGUAGUGCGACAAAGACUUCAGAGGAGAUCAUGCAGAAUACUCAUCCGACCCUCUGAAUUGGCUUGAUGACAGCGCCCGGCUUUGGCUUGAGAACCCUAGGCAUGGUCAAGCGUUGGUUCUGCGUCA